Molecule: messenger RNA, 543 nt
Organism: Dendroctonus ponderosae (mountain pine beetle)
Lineage: Eukaryota; Metazoa; Arthropoda; Insecta; Coleoptera; Curculionidae
Gene: Tim8
Product: mitochondrial import inner membrane translocase subunit Tim8
Exons: 2
Coding region: 119-400 (93 amino acids)
Source: RefSeq, a predicted model, not a curated record
AAUUUUGCGCGUGUUUGAUGCCAGUUCGAGUCUCAGCUGGCAACGCUGCAUUGACAUCAAUCUGACAUGCCAUUCGGUAAAUUUGCUUAAUUUGUUGGAAUUAAUUAAUUUUCAAAUAAUGAGCUCCGAUUUUGGCGAUUUUUCAUCCGAACUCUCCUCUAAAGGAGACGACAAGGAGCUACAGGAGUUUCUAAUGGUGGAGAAGCAAAAAGCCCAAUUCAAUGCCCAGAUACACGAAUUCAACGACUUUUGCUGGGACAAAUGCGUGGAAAAGCCAGGGAAUAAACUGGACAGCCGAACCGAAACCUGCCUAACCAAUUGCGUGGACCGAUUUAUAGAUGUUUCUUUACUUAUCACAAAUAGGUUUGCUCAAUUAUUGCAGAAAAGCGGCGGUAUGUGAAUACGGUGUGGGGUGAAUUUAAAAAAAUGUAAUCCAGGUGUAGAAGAUGUAGAAGAAUUCCAGCUGACUUAAUAAAAAUGUAAAGUGUUAUUAAAGUAAACAUUUUUAUUGAUUAAUCUAUGUAUAAUAAAUUUUUGUUAAGA